Molecule: messenger RNA, 2355 nt
Organism: Ictalurus furcatus (blue catfish)
Lineage: Eukaryota; Metazoa; Chordata; Actinopteri; Siluriformes; Ictaluridae
Gene: ccdc126
Product: coiled-coil domain containing 126
Exons: 4
Coding region: 854-1297 (147 amino acids)
Source: RefSeq, a predicted model, not a curated record
CAUAUCCGUUGAACGCACCCCUGUUCCUGUGUGACUUCACAGUGGGAAAACUGCCAACCAUAAAGUCCUGGAAACACAGCGCUGCUGCUCUUGUUUGCUGAACUGUUUGUCUGGAUCAAGGUAACAACAUCUACAUCACCACAACAACUGAAUACAAUUAACAAAAUGCACUUGUAACGAGCUGUGAAACGAGAAGACCUCUUGAUUGUUGUGUCGCUGUUGUCUGCAUGGUUAGCUGGUCUGAGGUGCUCUAUUGGAUCUGUUGACUGUGGAGGCCACUGAAGUACACUGAAUUCACCAUUUUGUGUUCAUGGAACCAGAUUGAGACAACUUGUGCUUUGUGACAUGGGGCAUUAUCAUGCUGGAAGUAGCCAUUAUAAGGUGGUAAAUUGUGGCCGUAAUGGGAUGCAAUAAUACUGAAUGCAUAAUUGCAUGAAUGAACAGGUGUAAUAAAGUGUCUGGCAAUUUGUCAAAUGGAUCAAACUGAGUAUGAGAUCCCAGGACUGAUCAGGAUACCAGAGGUUGGGAGUGGUUCAAACUCCAGCUGCCAUUCAGUUUAGACCUACCCAAAUGCCCUGAUAUUUCCCUGGUGGAUUCAGUGGUGGUCACAUUUAGAUCUAUUUUGGAUAUCUUUAUUACCAUCUGUAGUCAUGCCCUGAUCUGCAACAAUUUCCUUUAGCUUUAUGUUCUGCUUUUUCUGGUUCUGAUUUUUGCCAGUCAUCCUACUAAUACUGGACUCGAACUUGGAGCUCCAGUCCACACAACACACUUACAGGUUUAUCUUUAAUCCUAUCCUAUCAGUCCAUUCCACUGGCCUUGUGGUGGUAGCCAACAUACCUGCUGGACUACAGCAAUGCUUGGCUGUCUUCUGCGAGGUAGGAGCAUGUCUCAAAGGCUGAGUGUUUUUCUCUUACUCUUUGGCCUGGCCUGGUGCCUGCUGCUGCUGCAUUACACCAUUACACAGCCACGACACCAAAGCAGCGCCGAACUCCGCCAGCAGAUCCUGGAGCUGAGCCAGCGCUAUGUCAAAGCUCUCAGUGCGGAGAACAAUGAGCUUGCAAGGCCACACAACCCCUCAAUGGCUGGAUAUGCUGAUCUGAAAAGGACCAUUGCCGUGCUAUUGGAUGACAUCUUGAACCGUUUGGUCAAGCUGGAGAACAGGCUGGAUGCUACAGUGAACACCUCAGUGCACAGCCCUUCUCACAUGACAGGGACUGUCAUACACAGAUCCACUAAACAGAAUGAAUCAGGCACAAACACUCACAGCAGUCAGCUGCAGCCACAGCCACUGACGUAAUCUGGGAGCUAGUGGCUUAUGGGUGGCACCAAUGACACUACGGUUGCACCAUGACUCCAAGACUGAUAUGUUGUCUGUCGGUGUGUGUGUGUGUGUGUGUGUGUGUGUGUGUGUGUGUAUAGUGUAUAUAAUUUUUUCCUAUUAUGGAUGUAUCCAAAUAUGAAUACAUUAUUCAUAUUGUUGACUUGAACAGAUAAUGCGUCCUAAAUUAAAUCUGUAUACAGAUCCAAAUUGUAGGCAUAUUAUUAUUAUUAUUAUUAUUAUUAUUAUUAUUAUUUGUUUUUUGUUUUGUUUUUUAAGAAAGGUUGCCAACUUGCUUCAGCCUCUGUGUAUCCAUUGGUACUGCGACUAGCCCAAAAUUUUUAGGCAUGUGAAAAGUGUCUGACUUUAUCUUUCUUAGUCUUUUUGUGGAAAACAAGUUAACGGGUAUGCUAAUUUCUGAUUUGCAGUACACAGCCAUUAUAUGAGGAACCUGGCAACCAUGCUCCAAGGACAUAGUUCAUUUAUGUGAAACAAACAGAAGAUGCAGUAUUCAUAUUUUACCCAACCGCAAACCGGAAAUAAAUUUGAUAAAAUAUUAUUAGGUGGCUAUUGUUGUCAAAUGUAAACAAGAGUUUCUUGAUUUGGGAAAGACAUCACUGCUUUGAAAUAGCUACUCGGCCACAUUAGAUAGAAGAUAUAAAGCUUGUUAGAAAGCUUAUACAGGGUGUGCAGAUCAGGAAUUGAAUAAAGUUAUGUUCUGCAAAUUGCUAUUUGUUGUUAGAAUUUGUGAAUAAAAAUGACUUCUUAUUCCAGCAGCCCUGUUUUUUCCAUGGUUCCAGGGCUUUGUGAUAAAGGGCGUUCUUUUAAUUUUAAAACUAUUUUAAUGCUUUUAUGCAUCAGCAUUGCAAUGCAUGAUUGGCUCAUUGGAUAAUUUUCAUAAAUGAGUAGGAGCACAGUUCCUAUUAAAGUAGUCAGUGAGUAUGUUGAAGAGAAGAGAAGAGAAGAUAAUACUUUAUUAAUCCCCAGAUGGAGAAAUUAGGGUGUCACAGCAGCAGCCAAAAAAAAAGAAAAGAAUA